Molecule: messenger RNA, 3731 nt
Organism: Brienomyrus brachyistius
Lineage: Eukaryota; Metazoa; Chordata; Actinopteri; Osteoglossiformes; Mormyridae
Product: Hermansky-Pudlak syndrome 6 protein homolog
Exons: 2
Coding region: 495-3017 (840 amino acids)
Biological process (GO): melanocyte differentiation; lysosome localization; protein localization to membrane
Cellular component (GO): BLOC-2 complex; lysosomal membrane
Source: RefSeq, a predicted model, not a curated record
ACUGCCUUCCUACUUCUACUCGGAACGUAAAAUUGUUCGUAUAAACCAAUACAUAUAUUCGUGUAAACUGAAACGCUGUAUUGGUUUAAAAGCUAGUGUAAACACCAAACCGCACUACAGUGUUCUGUGCGCGCACAUAAAGACGACGUCGGCCAGAGUUAUAUAUCCCGAUAUUGAUAGAAUAGCUGCGAGGACACACGCCCUCUUUCACCCCCCGCCCCCCUCGGGUAAACCGGCCAGGGUUUCCGGAAAUUUGCAAACUCGUGAUGUCAGGAGGUGCAUGGGGAUUUGUGCAGCUUUCCAGCUAAAGAUUUCUUUUAAUGGGUAAGAAGUGUAGAUCUAUGGGUAGGAUAACAAGUAAAUGGCAAGCUUAAUUAUCUGAAUAUAUAGCAGAAUGACAUGGUCAUAGUUUUAUUUUUCCCUACUUUCGGGAGUUUAGCAAAAGAUCCUGGUUGAAUUUAGUACCCGCCAGCCGUCCUUCACCUUAUACUAACAUGAAGCGGCAUUCUUUAGAACAACUUUCGGAUUUUUGUGAUUUUAACGGAGGUAAAGAUUUGCGUGAGUUCUUAGCACAGAACCAUUCGACUUGUGAUUUUAACAGCUAUUUGAAGGAUGUACGCAUUAGCCCUGACGGACAGCACAUACAUGCCAUUCUCCGCAAGCCAAAUACCGGUCUUAUGACUUUUGAUAAAAGCCAAAGACCUCAGCUGAUUCCAAGCCAAAAUCGCCUGGAUUUGGCCUCGACGCAGCCCGUGCCCGUGGUGGAUGUGGUGUACCUGGAACAGAACGACAAAGACGGCUCUUCGGCUGUACUGGCUGCGGUACUGGAGAAUGGCAAAGCCGAAGUUUGGAAAUACUGCGACCGCAAAUCCGGCUGGAUCUUACAGCAGAUAUCGGACCUGUGCAACAGCCCCAGCGCCAAAGUAAUUUCUGUCUGCGUAAGUGCCAAAUGCAUAAUAUGGUGCGAGGAGCGACCGCCUUCGGAGAGCUCUCCCGGUGCAGCCCGCAGUAAAUUCAGGUACUGCGUGUGCAGACGAACUUACGAGGUGAUAGGUGGUGGUGUCUCUUUAGGGGGGGUGAAAAUCGCUCUGCACAACAGCCCUCCUUACAUUGUCACGGUGGCGGGUGACAAUGUUUACCUGCUUCCCGAUGGAAACGACACUUCUCCAGCGAACGUCUCCAGAUUCUUUUUUAUCUGGUCUCUGCAGUGCGAUGCUGUGACCAUUGGUACUACUUGCAGUGGGCGGCUCAUGUGGCAGGACUCUUCGUCUAGUAAGGAAACCGAUUUCAGUAAGUUAAUUUGUGAUGGUGCUGGUAUGCUGUCCACUAUGAACCCGCCAGAAAUACGUGCCUUUUCCCCAACUGUAUGUGGGGGGGUGAUAUUGCUCCUUAGCUCGGGAUGGAUCUGCAAGUUAUCCACAGAUGGCAUUCUACGCCGUAUUUACAAACUGCCGGAUAAUUGUUUAAUCGGUUAUGAGGUGCAAAGUAGCUUAAACAUGUACAAUGGCCUGCUGGCUUUGACUGUGGCAAGGAUGCUGUAUUUGAUUGACGCCGCAUGUGGUCUGGAGUUGGAGAAGAUACCACUGGACAGAGAGGCGGUACUUUUUGUAAACAGCCAGGAGCAGGAAACCCCACACCUGCUGUCUGAAGGGGGGCUGUUCAUGGUCCAGCGUAAGGAGUGUGAACCUGGGCAUGAGCAGCUGGAUCAUCCAGAAAGCCUUGAGGUGGGCUCUGUACUAGUGGAGGCGGUCUUUGAGGAGGCCUGUAAGUACUACCAACAGAGGAGUCUGAGCAGUGCCCAGCUGACCGUGGAGAGGCUCAGGAGCGGAGGCAUGUUCCAGGCACCCAUCACCUUGUCCUCCAUCCUCAAGGAUUACCUGAACGGCCAGAAGAGCAGAGAUAUGGCCCCAAGUGACAGCUGCCAUGGCAAGUUGCUCGGUGCCCUGGAAGCUGAGCUCAGAAGCUUGCUGGUUCUGGAGGAAGCCAAGCUGUCCAUGCUGACAGCCUCAAAGGCAGACCUGGCCAAAUGCUGCGAGACCUUGGUUCACGACGAGAUCCGCAGACUCCUGUGCUCUGAGAUGGAUAGGGAGAGUCUCCUCUACCUCAACGCCAUCGUCGGCACCUUUCCCUUCGAGUCAUGGCAGACAUUGCAGAAGGUCCUGCAGCUGCAGUAUGAUGGUGAAGGAUCCCUCUCCAGCUCAGCACCUCCAGAGGUGUGGAAGACCGUCUUGAGUCCCAUCCAAGCAGCCGCUCGCUCCCCUGUGGCCCCGGCCAACGUGGCCGUGCCCGUGUUCGAGCUGCUUUGCAGGACCGUGUACCGCUUCCAGCCCAGCUGGCUGCCCCGUUUCCUGGAGCUGGCGCAGCAGCAGGCCGGCCGGAGCCACGGCAUGCCGGAAAACGCGGAGAGCCAGCCGCUGUACCGGCGGGCCCUGGAUGUGCUGCCCAGGGCCGGCGAUCAGCACGACCUGGAACUGGAGCUGCUGCUGUGCAGCCAGAGGCCACACGCCGUCCUGCAGGCCCUGCGCAUCCUGAUAGGCCGCCGCGACUGGCAGCGUGUCACCCAGGUGGCUCAGCGCUUUAGCCAGCAGAGUCCGCUGCUCAACAAGGAGAUCUUCAUCAGUCUGCUGUGCGAAGUAUCCCAGCACCGUGAGCUGGAUCCCUACCUGGAGUUGCUGUGGGCCCUCUGUCCCGAGGAUAUGUCAGCGACCAGCAUACUGAACACAGUGCUGAAGAGCCUCCCCCCUACAGACCCCGGAACUGACCCCUUCCAGACUCACGGUGCCCAGCUCACCAUCGGGCUCCUUCGCCCUCUGCUCAGCCGCGUGCUACAGAGGGACACCAAGCCCAGCCACCGGUACGCAGACAUCCUACAGUCCCCUUCCUUCCCUCCCCCAACACCUCCCCGGCAGGCCAGGGGGCUCCCCAGGUCCAACACAGACAGCGGCGUCAGCCCCCUAGACCCCGGCCAGAUGGCUGCCUGUGUGGUCAGGAUGACAUCACCGCCCCAUCACAUGUAACCUCCCCAUGUGCUGCCGAGGAGGAACGUCGGAGCGGUCAGCACCUCCCCAUAACAACCAAAGUUGUAGGGCACUCCGGACCCUGCGUACCUGGCUCUCACCGUACACCCUGCUUGUGCUUCCCGGAUGGAGAGGCCUCCCCGAAGGGUGUAGGCUCCGCCUCCGCCGCCCAUCCUUAGAGGACAAACGUCCAGCUGCUUCUCCCAGUGUGACGGUGAAAAAAAUGCAGUUAGCAUAUGGCAAUAUCACUCCAUCCCGCACAAAAGUAAAAUGUAUAAGUGAUAGUGUGAGCUUUUUGGAGAAACCUCAUUUGAGAGUUUCCCUGUGUAAUUUCAGUGCCUAAAAGUAACUGAUUUUCUGUAAUGUAACACUCCUAGUUUCUUUGACUAACUUCUCUUUAGUCCAUGAUAUUUUUUACAAACAUUUUAAUAUAAAAGUCUCUUAAUGGAAGUUUGAAUUUUACUGAAAGCACAAGGCAUCCUGAAAUGGAGAAUGACAUCAAGCUGUGUAAACACUAAACUGUGGCUGAAUCCAGGGAGAUUAUACUUUACUGUUCUAAGUUUUUAGUCUUUCAGAAGCACCAAUUCGCUCGGCCCAGCAGGUCAAUGAAAGCUGCACGUAGGUGUGCAAUUAGAGUAUUGGGCAAAUAAGACUCCAGCAUGUUUUUUGUACAAAUAUAACACAUAACUGCUAAUUAAAGUGCUGUUUGUGGUC